This is a messenger RNA of Myxozyma melibiosi, 1875 nucleotides long. Its product is annotated as phosphatidylinositol-glycan biosynthesis class S protein. Gene Ontology annotation, biological process: attachment of GPI anchor to protein. Gene Ontology annotation, cellular component: GPI-anchor transamidase complex. The transcript has 2 exons. The coding region runs from base 128 to 1702 and encodes 524 amino acids. The record is from RefSeq and is a predicted model, not a curated record. Lineage: Eukaryota; Fungi; Ascomycota; Lipomycetes; Lipomycetales; Lipomycetaceae.
CAAACUUAGUCAACUGCCACCUACUCUUUCCACAUCAGCAUCAGACCAUGCUGUCCUCUUUAUAGAGCCUUAUGAAGAGCAAUUACAGAUAGGAAUAAGGAACCGAAUACUAUAUACUGCUCUUAACAUGGCUCUUUCUCCCGAACCUGCGGAAGCGGUUUCGCUCCGUCGGAACGUGGUGUUUUCAUUUUGGGCCGUGUUUUUAUUUCUCGGACUUCCGCUCUGGUACCAAACCACCGCUAUCCACAGAACUCCACUACCCCUCUCCAAGGUCCCAAAACUGAACGCGCUGCUCGAAUCCGGACUGGGUCUGGCUGACCAUUCGUUACCGAUAGCCGUCAACCUCGACUCUUCAUGUGUCGCUGACGCCGGCACUGUCGCAGCAGUAAACGAGCGACUUGGGCAGAGCUUACUAAAAAGCAGCGGAGAUCGAAACCCGGCGUUCACUAUCAAGGUAAGAGACAAAGCUAGCGACGAACAAGCCCACGCCGCGGUAGAGACAGCUUACGAAGCGGACUGUACCUGGACCAAAAAGACUCCCCUGCCAAAGACGCGCAUCUCGAAAACGGAUAAAAUAUCAAUCUACAUUCCCGAAGAUGGUGGUAAUCAGGUCGAUCGAAUCGUCGAGGGACUCGAGAGUAUAUUCAAGGCCGAUAUCUUGUUCUUCAAUCGCCAUCGUCUGGGAUCGGUUGAGGACGCUCCGGGAUCAAUCUUAGUGAAGGGAUCGCCUUACUCUGAGCAGGUUCACUUUUCGUUUACUCUCCUAGUCGCCUACGGACAGGAUUCUGAGCAAUCACUAGCGUCGCGCACAGACAGCGUUCUCGAUUCUCAGACCCAGAAAUCAUGGCGCUCCCAGAUAUCAGCUCUAGUUUCCAGUUUAGAAAACAGUGAACUCAGCAGAUAUCUGUCGUCGAUAACCUACGACUCUGACAUUGGAUUCCAGUACAUCUCAAAGUCCGACGCGGACAUGCUAGCCGGAUCGACGGUCACAGCAGACCAACUUUCUUCCCUCAUGGACUCAUUCGAACUCCAGCCUGUCACAUUCAAAUCAGAAGACUCAGCCGAAGUCGGGUUUUUCCAAUUCAUCUAUCUGCUCUUGCCAGACUCGGAAAAAACAACUCGCUCUCGUCCCAUGAGUUUCACAAUCGCAAACUGGGGUGGCGUCAUCUUAUCGCCUGCUCUGGAGAUCGCGUCCGCGACCAAGAUCUUUGAAAAGCAAAUCGACAAGCUUCUUUCGCCCGUAUCCUUCAUUCUCACCGACCCCACCACCGGCUCCACCAGCACGCUCCGACCUAUGCGGCACGAAUUCGCCCGCAUCGCAACAAUCACAAACCUGCGAGCUGCAAGCGACACGCUCUCGGCUCUCUCGCACCUCGUCACUUCGCUCAAGGAAAUGGCCGUUCCCCAGACCGUCCGCGAUCUAUUCGACAGCUCUUUUUUCGAAUGGCGCGAGUCAGUCGCCGUCCUUCACGGCCGGAGGAGGGGCGCGUAUAAUAAAGUCUCUGAACAGCUCAGCUUACGGCGCGCAGCGGCGGCGGCUAGGGUGGCGAAGAAGGCGGUGUUUGAGAAGAAUAUGAUGUUGAACAUGUUUGUUCCGUUUCAGCAUAAGGUCGCAGUGUAUUUACCGCUUCUGGGACCGGGGCUUGUGCCGUUGUUUAUUAGUUUGAAAAGGGUGCUGAAGGAGCGGAGGAAUCAGCAGUGAGUUUUGUAAUUAUAGAUCUUGCUUUGUGUAAGAAGGCAGUGAGUAAAUAUCGACAUAAAUACGAACACAAGCCAGCAAGACAGGGGAACGGAGCGGGUGCUGCAGGUAACCGUAGAUAGAUCAACGACAGCGUUGACAUAUACAGGCACCACAGAAAUACUGAAUUCCUACAA